GUUUGUCUUCUCCCCUCUCGCCUUAGGAGGCUCUGAGCCAUGUCCUCGCCAGCGUCCACCCCUAGCCGCCGUAGCAGCAAACGCCACAGAGGCGGAACGAAUCCACCUACGCCUCUUGCUGAAGAUGUACAAUCCCCUCCUUCGCAGCGACGUCGCACAGAUGAUUCCACAUCCACAGGAGACUUGCAAUCAAUGCCAACUUCUCCACCAGUUGAUACACAAAGCCCAGUUGUUCAAGAUGCUAUUUUCUCCAGUCCACCACAGUUCCAAAAUUCAGUUCCGGUUGACUUUGAUAUUAGCUCACCACUGACCUAUGGCACUCCCAGCUCGAGAGUGGAAGGAACGCCAAGGAGUGGUGUGCGAGGAACUCCGAUUAGACAGAGGGCUGAUCUGGGGUCUGUCCGCAAAGCCAGACAGGUGGAUCUGCAUUCUGAUGCGCCUACAGAGGAAGACGCAGUGGCUAGUGAGCCCUCUCUUGGGCAAAAGCUUGUGAUCUGGGGAACUGAUGUCAAUGUGGCUUCAUGCAAAGAAAAGUUCCAGAGAUUUCUCCAACGCUUUAUUGAUCCAACUGCUAAAGAAGAUGAAAACAUUGGUUUGGACCUUAAUGAGCCUCUGUAUAUGCAGCGCCUGGAGGAGGUAAACUUGGUUGGAGAGCCAUUUCUGAAUGUAAACUGUGACCAUUUAAGAUCAUUUGACGAAAAUCUUUAUAGACAGCUGAUAUGUUAUCCCCAGGAAAUUAUUCCAACAUUUGAUAUGGCUACUAAUGAAAUUUUUUUUGACCGUUACCCUGACUCAGUAUUGGAACACCAAAUUCAAGUACGACCAUACAAUGCAUUAAAAACCAAGAACAUGAGGAGUCUGAAUCCAGAAGAUAUUGACCAGCUUAUCACUAUAACUGGCAUGGUGAUCAGAAGCUCCCAGUUAAUUCCAGAAAUGCAAGAAGCUUUCUUCAAGUGCCAAGUCUGUGCUUUCACAACAAGAGUGGAAAUCGACCGUGGGAGGAUUGCUGAGCCAUCAGUGUGCAAGAACUGUAAUACCUCACAUAGUAUGGCUUUGAUUCACAAUCGCUCUAUGUUCUCAGAUAAACAAAUGAUCAAAUUGCAGGAGUCUCCAGAAGAUAUGCCAGCUGGGCAGACACCAUACACUAUAGUUCUUUUUGCUCACAAUGAUCUAGUUGAUAAGGUUCAGCCUGGUGACCGAGUUAACGUUACAGGUAUCUACCGAGCAGUCCCCGUCCGUGUCAUUCCAAAGAUGAGCAAUGUAAGAUCUGUCUACAAAACCCACAUUGAUGUUAUCCAUUACUGUAAAACGGAUUCAAAACGUUUGCACGGCAUGGAAGAUGAAACAGAACAGACAUUGUUUACAGAAGAACGUGAAAAAAUGCUUCAGGAGCUUUCUCGGAAACCAGAUAUUUAUGACAGGCUUUCUUCAGCACUCGCCUCUAGUAUUUAUGAACAUGAUGAUAUUAAGAAGGGCAUCCUCCUUCAGCUGUUUGGAGGAUCAAGGAAGGAUUUCAGUCAUACUGGAAGAGGAAAUUUUCGUGCAGAGAUCAACAUUCUGCUCUGUGGUGAUCCUGGCACAAGCAAGUCACAGUUGCUUCAAUAUGUCUAUAACUUGGUUCCCAGAGGGCAGUAUACAUCUGGGAAAGGUUCGAGUGCUGUUGGUCUUACAGCAUAUGUGAUGAAGGAUCCUGAAACAAGACAGUUAGUUUUACAGACGGGAGCCUUGGUUCUAAGUGACAACGGCAUUUGCUGUAUUGAUGAGUUUGACAAAAUGAAUGAAAGUACCAGGUCCAUGCUUCAUGAAGUCAUGGAACAACAAACACUUUCUAUUGCCAAGGCUGGAAUUAUUUGCCAAUUGAAUGCUCGUACCUCCAUCCUGGCAGCUGCUAAUCCUAUAGAAUCUCAGUGGAAUCCAAAGAAAACUACCAUUGAAAACAUCCAGCUUCCCCAUACAUUGUUAUCUAGAUUUGAUCUCAUUUUCCUGAUGCUGGACCCUCGAGAUGAAGCAUAUGAUAGACGUUUGGCUCAUCACUUGGUUGCCUUGUACUAUCAAACUGAAGAGCAAGCAGAAGAGGAGUACAUGGAUAUGGCGGUUUUGAGAGAUUACCUUGCUUAUGCUCGUAGAUAUGUCAAUCCACGACUGAGUGAAGAAGCAAGUCAAGCUCUUAUUGAGGCGUAUGUAGAUAUGAGGAAGAUUGGAAGUGGUAGAGGAAUGGUUUCUGCAUAUCCUCGACAGCUGGAAUCUUUGAUACGCCUGGCAGAAGCUCAUGCUAAAGUGCGCUUUUCUAACAAGGUGGAAACAAUAGAUGUGGAAGAAGCCAAACGUCUUCAUCGUGAGGCCCUAAAGCAAUCUGCUACUGAUCCAAGAACUGGAAUUGUGGACAUAUCUAUUCUCACUACAGGCAUGAGUGCUACUGCCCGUAAACGCAAAGAAGAACUGGCUCAAGCUUUGAAGAAACUAAUUCAGACUAAGGGUAAAACCCCAGCUUUAAGAUACCAACAGCUUUUUGAUGAUCUACGUGCACAAUCUGAAAUGGCUGUCACUAAAGAAAUGUUUGAAGAAGCACUUCGUGCAUUGGCCGAUGAUGAUUACUUGACCGUCACUGGGAAGACUGUUAGAUUGCUAUAAAUACAUCUUUAACUUCACAAUAAUGGGAUUGUAAAACUUGUUUCUUUCUGUAACAGCUUU
Euleptes europaea (tarantolino) is the source of this 2691-nucleotide messenger RNA. RefSeq names its product minichromosome maintenance complex component 4 (gene MCM4). The record is from RefSeq and is a predicted model, not a curated record. The coding region runs from base 40 to 2631 and encodes 863 amino acids. Gene Ontology annotation, biological process: mitotic DNA replication initiation; DNA strand elongation involved in DNA replication; double-strand break repair via break-induced replication. The transcript is spliced from 16 exons. Lineage: Eukaryota; Metazoa; Chordata; Lepidosauria; Squamata; Sphaerodactylidae. Gene Ontology annotation, cellular component: nucleus; MCM complex. Gene Ontology annotation, molecular function: single-stranded DNA helicase activity; single-stranded DNA binding; ATP binding.